Messenger RNA from Gallus gallus (chicken), 3063 nucleotides. It is a transcript of the gene FAM174C, whose product is annotated as chromosome 19 open reading frame 24. Gene Ontology annotation, cellular component: extracellular region. The transcript has 3 exons. The coding region runs from base 103 to 990 and encodes 295 amino acids. Lineage: Eukaryota; Metazoa; Chordata; Aves; Galliformes; Phasianidae. The record is from RefSeq and is a predicted model, not a curated record.
GGGAGGGGGUGUAGCGAUUCCUUCCUCGCACCGCUGACGGUUCCGUGCGUUCCUGGAGGCGAUAUUAAACGCGAAACGGGGAGAGUGAAGAAAGCUUUGCUGAUGGAAAUGAGCGGCCCGUGGCGUAACACCGCGCGUUAUCGGAACGACCCGACGUUCCUCAAUGGGGCGCUUCAACGCCACGGGAAUCACCGCGGGCUCCAAAGCGGCCCUUCGCUUGGAGGCAGUAACGAUAUAACGGUCCGCCGUUGGGUUCGGGCGGCCACAGCUGACGGCACGGCAGCCCCCGACCCCCCCCCACCCCUCCUAGGGGGGCUCAGCGGGCAGCAACCCGCGGGGCCGCCCCACAUCGGGGUCGGAAUGGCUCUCAUUUCCCCGACGGGACGGCAGAUGGGACCGGGAUGGGGGGCAGCGCGGCCACGGGGAGCGCAGCGCGGGGUUCGGUUGGGCGCUGAGCGGCGCUCCGGGGGUGCGGAGGGGCUCUCGGUGCGGAGCGGCGGAACGGCGCAGCCCCGGAACGCCGCGCUCAGCUCCGCCCGCGCCCGGCCCCGCUCUGCGCGCACCUUCCUGCGCCGGGACCGCCGCUCCGUGCCGGCCAUGCUGCGCCCGCAGCCCCUCUGCGUUCUGCUGCUGCUGCUGCACGGCGGCCGCGCCGCGUCUCCCAACAACGGCACGGAGACCCCGCGGGCGGCGGAGGGGAACGGGACGCGGACGGGCGCGGGGCUGCUGCCCGCAUCGGGGCUGCCGGUGCUGCGGCGCGCCGUGUUCGUGGUCAGCGCUCUGUCGGCGUUGGCCGCGCUCUACUUCGUGCUGAGGACGUUCCGCUCCCGGCCCGACGGACGCAGACGCGAACCCAGCGCCGCUUUCAGGUGGAAGAAACCGCAGCGGAAGAAGUACGGUCUGCUGAGCAGCUCCGAUGAACGCGUGGAGAUGGCAUCUCUGGACAGCGAUGAGGACACCGUGUUUGAGACGCAGAACCUGAGGCGAUGAUUUGGGACCAGUGGCACAACUGAGCGGACCGAGCGAGGGCUGCGAGUCCUCGGCUGGAGUCAGCGAUGCUGCAGUUUUAGCUUUGAGAAUUGCUUCUAAUGACUGCGAAUUAACAGCACAAACUCUUUGGUCGCUGGGGAGGGCAAAGGGGGACCAAACCUGUUUUCCUUCACACGUCUGUUUUCGGGGAGAGGUGGAGCUGCGAAGGACUCUGCGCUGAGUGCUGCAUGGGGUGGUGCUCAGGAAGAUGUACCAGAAGUGACUGUGGGGUGGCAUUGAGUGCUGCAGGACGGUGCCCACUGCCUGCAUGGGGCUUUUGGGUGCUCUUCUGACUGUGGCAGCAGCCUGGAGCUUGGCAGGCUCAGCUUUCCCUUCCGUGAUGUCCAAUCCCUUCCUUGGAGGGCUUUGUGCCAUCGGCUGCGCCCCGUGGUGGGGUGGGGGCAGCAGCAUCGCCUUAGGUCAGACAGGGGAGUUUGGGGAGGGAGCAGCGGGGUGAGCAGCGAGUGGGUGAUGGGUAUAAAUCCCUGCACGGGUUUACAAAACAAAGAGCUGUUUGCAAACAAAAUGUAUGGGAUGGUCUGUGGGGCUGCACAGGUGUUCUGCGCCCCGAGGGGGGGAGAAACGCGUCCACCUGAGAACCUGAGCUGCUGCGUAAGGGAUGGGAGAGCCAGGGCCUCUCUCAGCUGUGGUUCUGGGUCUGCUCAGACAUCAUCUCCCUUUGCAGCUGCUGCUGCUCCCCGUUGGCUGUGCUUCAGCUGCGUCCCAUCAGCUGAGCAGAAGGAACAGCAGUUGCGCGGUGUUUGGGUUCCAUGCAGGGCUGGAUGUGGCUGUUAGAGGGUCGUUGUUGGGAGAAUCGCUGCUGAAAUGGUGGCAACUGCUUUCCGAGUGCUUCUGAUUGCAGCUUUCAGCCCCGAAGGGAUGGGAUGGGAUGCAGCGGGAUGGGCGCAGCCGGAUCCCUCGGCCCCACACUAUAGUGCCUUUGUUGGGAGAAUGGCCUGCGGGAGUUCCUCCAGCACAGCUGUAAGGCUUUGCCUUCAUGUGAGGAUUGAGAAUGCCUUUGGAGUAAUGGCUCCUGGCGCCAGGUCAGAUCUCCUCUGCGGAUAAGGGGGGAGCCGUGCUUGCCAAAAAGAGUGGGGCAGAGGGGUACCUCCGUGGAGCAGCAGUGCCACGCUUUGCUGCUGCAGUGCACGGUACAGAUCAGGGCUGCUCCGAGGACGCAGAGCCGUUGCUCUGCUCUGUCUGAUCACCAUUUCUCCUGGAAAAAUAAACGGCAGUGUUGCAGGAGAAGUGCAAAACCCAGGGCAGGCAUCGCGGGGCCGUGGGGUCCCAUUGGAACAGCACCUUCUCAUCCCUGCACUGUGUCCCUGCAGCACGGAGCGAUCCAACAGCGACUUCUGCUGCAGCCUCAGUCGCUGCGUGCCAACACGCCCAGCACAGCUCUGUUAGCAGAGCUCAGAACUGAUAACAGUUGUUCAGAACGGACGUAAAUGCACAGAUGCCGACGGAUGCACGCGUGCUCUGAGCCCACUAAUCCAAUGGGCCCGGAGCUGUUGGGACCAAUGGAGUGUGGGGUGAUGUGGGGGUGGGGUGAUGGGAGCGCGGCGCCCUGCGGUGCUGCACAGCCAUGGGCUCCUGUGCACCACGAGCGCAGUUUGCUGGGAGCAAUCGCUGUUGUUUAAGCCAAAGCCUGAUUUCAGAAGUUUACAUAAUUGCCUCUGUGAUCCUCUUGGAGGGCCGCAGCGAGUCCUCUGCUAUGGAUAUCGAGCUGCUAGGCAAAUCGACUGGGUGUCUGCGGAUGUUAAUGAGAUCGACUGAGAGCGAGAUGAGCAUCGGGGCUCUGUUGUUAAUAACGUCCCUCUGUUUUGUUUCGUCUGCACGUGUGACUGGAAUGGGAUCCGCAGCAUCAGAGCGCUGGAGAUGGACCUGUGGUCUGAGCAGAUUGCCAAGGAGUCAAUAAAGCAGCACUCGAGUGCGUUGUGUUGGCUGUGCUCUCAGGGACGAGGAGCUGGGCUUUCACCCUCCUCCUCCUCGAGCUGUUGAUUUACUUUUGAACAGCAACCAGCCCCGUAUCGA